Auxenochlorella protothecoides is the source of this 168-nucleotide messenger RNA. RefSeq lists its product as hypothetical. The transcript has a single exon. Lineage: Eukaryota; Viridiplantae; Chlorophyta; Trebouxiophyceae; Chlorellales; Chlorellaceae. Bases 1 to 168 code for a protein of 55 amino acids. The record is from RefSeq and is a predicted model, not a curated record.
AUGAGCAGCGCGAUACUGGAGGGGAGGGAAAAGGAAUUAGAUGAGGCUCGGCAUGAAGGUCAGGCCAGCCGAACGAGCGGGUGUCGCAUGGAACCCCGGCGCAGGAUAGAGUGCCACCCACAAGGUAGUCACUCCCGACACUGCUUAAGCAGCGAAGAUCCAUACUGA